Molecule: messenger RNA, 1374 nt
Organism: Triticum turgidum subsp. durum (durum wheat)
Lineage: Eukaryota; Viridiplantae; Streptophyta; Magnoliopsida; Poales; Poaceae
Source: the annotation of a GenBank genome assembly
AUGAGCAAGAGGCGAAAGAGGAGCAACCUCGCCGGCCGGCAUCCCCUGCCCCAACGCCGCCGUGAAAACGAAUGGCGAGAUUGGUCCAACCUGCCGACGGCACUCGUCGAGGACAUCGCCGGCCGGCUGCUCAGCCACGACGUGGCCGAGUACAUCCGCCUCCGCGCCGCGUGCAAGGAGUGGAGGAGAUGCACCGACGACCCGCGCGAGGGAUGCAACCGCCUGGACCCCCGCUUCCGUCCCCGCCGCUGGAUCAUGCUGUCCAACCGCACCGAUGGAGACGGCCGCCGCUUCCUCAACCUCUCCACCGGCGCCAGCGCCCGCGUCGACCUACCUGAGCUCUCCCGACACCACCUCGAGGCCAGCACCGAGGGCCUCCUGCUCCUGCGCGACAAGGCGAGCCACGCUGUGCGCCUCCUCAACCCGCUCACCAGGGCCCUCACCGAGCUUCCGCCAAUCACCGAGGACCUUGGCAGCGCAUACACUGUCUGGACCAUGGGACUGUUCCAGUCGGUGUCGCGCACCGUCUACGCCGGCGUGUCUGACGAGACCUCCCCGCCGUCAGUCGUGCUCCUGAUGGUUGACCGUGGUCGUGCCAUAGCCUACGCCAAGCCUGGAGACCAGCGGUGGGCGGUGAUGGAUGACGAGAUGUGGAGGCCUGACAACCCCAUGUCGUGUCGGUUCUCGUCGGCGUCGACCCUGCAGGGGCGCUUCUACUUCGCGACUCUCGAGGGGCACGUAAUGCAUGCCCGGCUCUGUCCCGAGCCUCGUGUGGUGCCCGUGGUCGUGGACCAGCCCAACACCGACUACAACAUGUUCUGCUACCUCGUUCCUCUUGACGAUGACCACCGCUGCGGCGGCAUGCUCAUGGUGCGCUACUACCUCAACCUCGACCACCUCAGCGCCGAUGAGCAAAGAAUCAUGAAGCGCAGGAGGAAGGUCAUGGACGUGAUCAGGGUGGAGCACCAUAUGAGGGAGAACCGGCGGAACCUGAUCCAGGUGUUUGAGGUGGAUGUGGCCGGGAAGAGACUUGUUCCGGUGGAGGACAUUGGCCAGCACCGCGCCGUGUUUGUCGGGGAUGUGGCUUGCUUCUCCCUCUCGGCCAGGAGGUUUCCAUGCGUGGCAGGGAACGCCGUGUACAUGGGGGCGCGCGGUGCCCGCUGCCCUCCCGUCGGCGUGCGGUAUCUGGCAGACAAGACCGCUGAUCCACCGUUUAAGUUCACCAGCGACGAUCCACCGCUUUUAGAUGAUAUACCAGUGAAGCGGUACCGCCAGGGCAGACCAGAUCUGAAUCUAGUGCCUCUUGCUCGCCCCUGUACCCUCCAAGAGUACCUUGUCUGUUGCGCAGGCCUCCUCGGCGGCCUCAAAGACUAA